AAAGCCGGCGUUGGGUUCAUACCUACAUUACGGGAAGAGCGAAAGUAUGAGCCUGAAGAAUAGGUACCUGGCCACCUCAAUUACAUAGCUGGCCAUCAUUGGGUACAUUCCACUGGCCUGGGUCUCAAACAAGAACUUUUGCUUUCUUUUCGGGUAUAUGCGUAUCCAAGAUAAAUAUAUCACAUCCCUCUCACCACUUCCCGACAGCUUCAAAAUAAACAACCGCUGUCGCUCGGCCGAGCCCGAAAUCUUUGUCUCAUUGGUCGCCCAGAUCAGAGCCAUCAUUCACGUAGCCGCCCAGACCCUCGUGGACAUUCAGCCUACCUCGACUUCCAGCUCAUAUCGACUGCAGUAUUUGUACGCAGCCAGCCGAAUUACACACUUGACGUGGUUUUGUUUCCUCAGACCGGAUCGGAGCACAGUGGGCUACCUGAAGGCCACGACCUUUUGUGUUCAACUACUGUAGAACGGAUCGAAGCCACACUUAUUAGUGCACUGGUCAUUCAGAUUACAACGGCGGUUUUCUACCACAUCUAAGUGACGGCAAGGAAAUUCGCCGGCAACGCUGAAAUUUCCGUGUUCGGCU
Molecule: messenger RNA, 586 nt
Organism: Truncatella angustata
Lineage: Eukaryota; Fungi; Ascomycota; Sordariomycetes; Amphisphaeriales; Sporocadaceae
Exons: 2
Coding region: 158-466 (102 amino acids)
Source: RefSeq, a predicted model, not a curated record